Molecule: messenger RNA, 4591 nt
Organism: Lates calcarifer (barramundi perch)
Lineage: Eukaryota; Metazoa; Chordata; Actinopteri; Centropomidae
Gene: epb41l5
Product: erythrocyte membrane protein band 4.1 like 5
Exons: 26
Coding region: 248-2599 (783 amino acids)
Cellular component (GO): cytoskeleton
Molecular function (GO): cytoskeletal protein binding
Source: RefSeq, a predicted model, not a curated record
ACGUCACUUCCUGGGGAAAGCUUUGCCUCCUACUUUUUUGUUGGGACCUGGGAGGAAAUUAUCCCGGAGGGGUAACGGGGUGGAAUAAGAGAAGAAAUAGAAACGAGAAAAAAAGGCAAAUUGCGAAACCAUGGCAACGUACGGGGUUGCCGUUUAGUCGCCCUACAAUGCAAGCGGACGUGUUUUCGCCGUGAAUUCAUCCCAGGAGGUUCUUGUGUAGCAGUGUAACCCUCCCUCUUCUCCUAUCAUGCUGAGUUUCCUGCGCAGGACGUUGGGGCGACGCUCCAUCCGGAAACACGCAGAGAAAACCCGGUUACGGGAGGCCCAGCGAGCCACGACGCACAUCCCUGCUGCUGGAGAUGCAAAGUCUAUCAUCACCUGCCGUGUGUCCUUACUGGACGGGACAGACGUCAGUGUUGACCUGCCGAAAAAAGCCAAAGGUGAGGAGCUGUUUGAACAGAUCAUGUACCACCUGGACAUCGUAGAGAAAGACUACUUCGGACUGCGCUUCAUGGACUCGGCACAAGUGCCGCACUGGCUUGAUGUCACAAAAAGCAUCAAAAAGCAAGUGAAAAUCGGCCCACCGUACUGCCUUCACAUGAGAGUGAAGUUCUACUCUUCAGAACCGAACAACCUGCACGAGGAGCUCACCAGAUACCUAUUUGUGUUACAAUUAAAGCAAGACAUCCUCAGUGGCAAGUUAGAAUGUCCAUUUGACACAGCAGUGGAGUUGGCUGCUUUCUCACUACAGGCUGAGCUUGGUGACUGUGACCCAUUAGAACACACUCUGGAUCUGGUGUCAGAGUUUCGCUUCAUCCCCGAACAAACAGAAGACGUGGAGCUGGCCAUAUACAACACAUGGAAGGACUGCAGAGGUCAGACACCGGCUCAAGCUGAGAUUAACUACUUGAAUAAAGCCAAGUGGCUAGAAAUGUACGGGGUGGACAUGCACAUGGUCAAGGCAAGAGAUGGUAAUGAGUACAGUCUGGGUUUGACACCCACUGGAGUCCUGGUGUUUGAAGGACAAACCAAGAUCGGACUCUUCUUCUGGCCCAAGAUCACUCGUCUAGAUUUCAAGAAGAGUAAACUGACGCUCGUGGUCGUGGAGGAUGAUGAACAGGGUAAGGAGCAGGAGCACACCUUUGUCUUCAGGAUGGACCAUCCCAAGGCCUGUAAGCACCUCUGGAAGUGUGCUGUGGAGCACCACGCUUUCUUUAGGCUGCGAGGGCCGGUACAGAAGAAUUCUGCACGCUCUGGAUUCAUACGCAUGGGAUCACGCUUCAGAUACAGUGGAAAGACAGAGUAUCAGACAACCAAGGCCAAUAAAGCGAGGCGGUCUGCCUCCUUUGAGAGAAGGCCCAGUCGACGUUACUCAAGAAGAACCAUGCAGAACAGAGGCCCAUUCCAUCCACAGGAACUUCUUUCCUCAGGCAAUGGAGUCAGCUCCAGCAAGGACAGCAAGGUUACUCCCAGUAGAGGUGUCUGGUCGGGCGUACCUGUGGUCACCCCAGCAGCUGCUUCUGCCUGUGGGCCAAUGGAAAUUGAGACACUGCCCAGGAGUCCUGGAGGAGAAAAAAGGAGUGUGCCCAUGGUCGCUGACCUGAUGGAGACAUGCAUUGAUGACGUCCUCAGGGCUCCUGUCGUUCCCACGGUGACAGCUGCUGAGGAGGCCGGACCAAGCGCUGCCUACGCCGGAGCCGGCGCCACGACCGAGGAUCCGCUCAGCCUCACCGAAGCAGCAGCUCGUCUGAAGCAGCUGGAGUUGGAGAGCAGUCCACUUCUUGCUACUCCGAGAAAUAACGUCAAUGUCAACGUGGCCAUGAACAAUCAGGAUGAUGUGGUGAAGCUCACAGAGAAGGGUGGUCUGAGCAGCACAGGCAGUAGUCCAGUUGUCACUCCACUGCGCACCCCAGAGGAUCUGAAGAGUAACAUCCUAAAGGCACAAGCUGAGGCCGCUGCCCUCAAGGGGUCUCUAGAGGAACACGUCGUAAUGGUCGGAGAUAAAAACUGUAACCUGCAGGAUGCUUCUGCCAGGUUGAAGGUUCGCACCGGGCGGUUGGGCAGUAACUCGUCUCUGUCCGUCAGCAGUCGCCCUGACACCCAGGACUCCUGGGACCUGCUAAAGCCAGCUUCACUGGUCUCAUCAGCAGGGGCCAGUGCUGAGAGGUUAGCUGAAGAUUUAACUCCUUCUGCUCCCAAGAUGCCGUCUGAGUCUGCCAGCGAAGUCAUGGCACCAAAGGUUAAAGCAGAGGAGGUUGACCUGAAGAACACAGCCCCACUGUCACAAUAUGACAACCUGAUCGACUUCACUGAUCCAACUCCUGUGCUACCACCAGUGCAGCAGCCCAAGCCUCUCAUCACACCUCGCUGGAUCAUUCCAACAACUGCUCCUCCUGGCGUCUUUACUAACGGCCUGCUCGACCUUGACCCCCCUGCUAAGGUCACCCCUCUACUCCCUGCAGACGGGGGAGCAGCUCUCACCCCAGCCCUCCCCCACCUCGCUCACACACAAAAAGCCAUCUCCGCCAGCGCUGUGGGUCAGCUGCCAGCCUCGGAGGAUGGAGCCAAACCCAGAGGUCUCCUGACCACUGAGCUCUGAUGAGGAGACGAGGAGCCGCCGCCACCACUGCGACCUUCAUCUCCAUGACUGCUUUCCCGCCUCACCCCAUCACCCCUCUCACCCCCUCCGCACAAUAAAGCAUGCUGGGCCGGGUGUGCUGAACACUGUGGGCUAAGAGGAAAGCAGAAAGGAGGAGGCAGCUGACAAAUACCACAACUUCAACCUGCACCCACACUGACAAAUAGAUUGAACACAAUGAAUUAAGUACACAGAUCAUCAGUAGGAACAUGAGAGCAGUUUUUUAUGACAGCAUGACAUCAGGCUUAACUUUUAUAAACAGUUAAAACAAACAUUUAGCUCUGGUAUUAACAUCUGACUAUUGUAUUUCACCGUUAGUGACCUGCCAUUUACCUAAUCCAUCCAGUCGAUCAAACCAGCCUCUGACACACAGCACCAUCUUCUUAUAGAUGACAAGAAAGAACAGUCAAACCCAUCAUCUCAUGACACUGUAAGGUACGUUAAAGUACGUUAACAUAACAUAAAAGCAUUAACCACUGGUUUAUGACAUAAAAGGUAGGUUGUCUCUUUUUUAUUAUCACUGGCUCUGUAACCACUGGAUCCCUGCUCCUCUGAGCUUCUCUGUACACUGGAUACACAGGACUGAAAAGACAAGACUAUAAAAAGGAAAGACACAAACUUAAAAAUGUUGAUUCUAAGAGAUAAACAGCACCUGGACUCUUAACAUGAUAAAACACGUGGAUGUGAGACUGUACUGUCCUUGUAGCACACUGCAGAUCUUUUAUAAACCCAGUCACUCCGACAUGUGAAGCUUUUCUGUUGCAGCCACUGGAUCUGAAAACUUCUCUGGAUUAUCUUUGCACCACUGGACCUUGAAGGAAUUCUUUGCAGUGGAUGACGAUCGAGAUGACAGCUUCACGUUUUUCAGCUUUUGUUUUUAUUAUCCUGCUCUUACAUUUUUUGUCUGUUUUUGAUGUUUUUAUUUGCAGUAUCUUUUAAAUCUGCACACAAGAGGGACUGAACAUCACUGAUGAAAGUUAGUUCUGUGUUUCUUAUUUGGAGCCUGUUUGUCCCACUCUGCGGUAAACUCUUAAUUUGAAGUUACAGUUACAACAUUUUGUCCUAAAAUAACCACUGCUGGAAUUUUUAAAAUCCACAUUUUUUAAACUUUAAAUUGGGAAUGUAAAUGCCAAUUUUUGGAUCGUCUAACGGGAUAAUUGAAUUCAUUUUAGACGGUAAUUUGACUUUAAGUAUUAACAUGUUGUAGCUAUUACCCUGCCUUACGUAAAUGAAUGUAUUCAACAUGUCUCAUCUUAGAAUGCUGGAGAUGCCACAGUAGGUUUAUGUCACUUUUACAACUCCUCAUCUUGAAUCCACAGUCGCUGGUACAUUGUAUAACUGGAGGAAAACUUUUCUACACUGAAGCCUAAUUCUACAUUUUAAUGAAGUAUUUUACACUGACUCUUGAAUAGCAGAGCUGUAGAUGUUGUGCGUUUUUUUUUUUUUUUUUUUACAAAAUUCCCACACAUCAUAAUCACUACGUCUGGACCCUCAUUCAACCUCUGUCUGUGUAGGUUUGUUUUUUUUUUCAGUACAGUAUUGAUUUCAUUAUCUGUCUUGAACAAGGGAAGCUGACUGUUGUACAAUGUCGUCUUAGCAGUGACAGUUAUUUAUGCUACUACUCAGUGUAAUUGUUCAAAUAUUACAUGUUGUCCAAAAGUGUUGUAGGGUACAGUUACAGUGUAUUGUCAGUAUAAUUGCAUCAGCUGGCUGUAGAUAUGAAGUAGAUUUAUAUAUAUAUUUUUGAAGAUUAUGUUGGGAGUAUUGUUACUACAUACUAAGGAGAAUUUCAGCAUUGAGGUUUUUUUCUAAGUACAAAAGAAGUAGGAAUUGUGUUACUGAUCAAACUGACUGGGAGAAACACAGAUUGUGACAUCUCAAAUUCAUUUUUAUAUAAACUUUUUUUUCCUGGAAUACCUGAUCAUAAUUCAGUAAAGCUUUGCUACAGUAGGA